AUGCAAGAAAGUAACAUAAGAAUAAAUAUAAAUAAUGAUAGUUUAAAUGACAAAAUAGCUGCUCAUAAUGAUCCGUUUUAUAAAUUGAUUGAAAAUCAAGCUAAAGAAUUUAAAGAAUUUGGUAAACAAAUGAGUUUAGACUUGUACAUUGCCUAUAAAGAACAUUUAAAUCAAGAUGAAGAGAUUAUUAAGAUGGAAAAAGAAUCUAAAAAUGAUUGUGAAUGUAAAGAACAAAUCAUUGCUCAAGAACAAUUAAUUGAUUCAUUAAGAGCUCGUAUAGAAGAAUUGGAAACCGACUCCAUUAUUAAAAAUCAAGAUAUUAAAAAACUUCGACAAGAUUUUAUUGAUUUUAAAAAAUCAAUUCUCGAAAAUAAGCAAUCAAUACAAGUUCAAGAUAUUAAGAGUAGCGUUCCUUCAUUAAAUGAUGAAAACAGCAAUGAACCGUUAAACUCUAUGGAUAAUUCUGAUAUUCUUCAUAUGGGGACGUCAGAAAUUAAAGAAGAAGUAAUAUCUAGUUUAUAUAUUGAUGAUACUUUAACAACAUCUAAUAAAGAAAAGUUUGUUGAACCUUCAACGCCCUUCCAGCAGCAAUAUUAUAAAGAAAAAACCGUUGAACCUUCAACACCUUUCAAGGAAUAUAACGAAAAUACUGUUUAUCCUUCAAUACCUUUCCAGCAAUAUAACGGGGAAGUUUCAACACCUUUCCAGCAACAUAACAAAAAUUUUGUUGAACCUUCAGCAUAUUUCCAGCAUUAUAACGAAGAACCUUCAACAUAUUUCCAGCAAUAUAACGAAGAAUUUUAUGAACCUUCAACUUCUUCCUAUCAAAAUAAUGAGACAUUUACAGAAGUUCCAACAUUAUACCAUGAUGACAAUGUAUAUUAUAAUAAUGUUGCUCCCAAAUCUUUUGCAGAUACAUGGUUUUCUAUAUCUUCAUCUGCUUCAAUUCGCAAUCAACAAAAACCUAAACAAAAGCAAGCAUAUAGUACACAACAAAAUUUUGAACAAAAACUAGAGGAACCUAUUUCUGCUAAUCAAAAAGUUUUUGCAGAAAUAACGAAGGUGCUUGAAGUAGACGGUGCACGCAAAGUACCAACAAAAUUUUCUGUUUAUGAUUUAUUAGAAUAUGAAAAAUCAAAAGAAUUUCGUUCGUUAAAUGCGAAAUCUAAAUCAGCUGUUAAAUUUAGGAUUAAUGUAAUGUUAAGAGAUGAAUUGUCUAAAAAUAACAAGCUAUCACAACCUAUUAGUAUUUAUGCAGAGAGAGGAAUGAUACCUGAAUUACCAAAGGGUAUUAAAAGUUAUUCUGAAUUUCAGAAAUCUCCUAGUUAUGAUUCGUUAUCUGCUGUGAGAAAGCAGAGAAUUAAUAAAGUGAUUUCAAACGAACGACAAAUGAUGUCAUGGUCAGCGUUGGCCAGCCAGCCCCCGAUUAAAUGGUAUAAUAAAACUGGACCAUUGGACUUACAAUUUAAGUAA
Molecule: messenger RNA, 1473 nt
Organism: Funneliformis caledonium
Lineage: Eukaryota; Fungi; Glomeromycota; Glomeromycetes; Glomerales; Glomeraceae
Source: the annotation of a GenBank genome assembly